UAAAUUUGAGGUUAGAAUCAUAGAAUUAUUGUUUAUUCGAAUAUCUCGAACGAACCUUUCCAAGAAAUAUAAACAUUAGUAGCGUUAAAUGGCUUCUUUUCUGUUUUAUUUACAUUUUUAUCUAUUUUAUUCAACAUUGGUAACCUUAUCUUCAGGAAAGAUAUCUGAGAAAAAGGUGCCUUUACAAGAAGAUUCCAAUGAAGAUAUUGCGGAAGAUCGUUAUCCUGGUGAACCACCACCUGACCUCUUUCUAAAACGUCAGAGAGUCAUGAAUGAUAAUUAUAUUCCAAAAAUCCAAAGAUUCACUUGUUAUACUUGCGAAGCCCCAAACUGCAGUAAUCCAUCGAACUGUACUGAUGCAAUACAAUGUUGGAAAUCUAGAGUGAGAGAACAAAAUGGUUUGGAAAGUAUAUCCAGAGGAUGCACUAAGGAAUCAAAUCAAUUACAAUUUUUUUGCCAUUCAUCAGCUUAUUCCAUGAAAGAGAAACGUCAGGCAAGUGGUCAGUACCAGGUUGAUUGUUGUGUAGGUAACUUCUGCAAUGAUGGCGACUUCCCUAUUCUACCUGCAAUGUAUGUGGAGAAUUCUGACAAUGCUGACCCAUUUCAUUAUGUUCUAAAAUUAAUAGGAGCAGUUCUUCUGCCCAUAGUUAUAUUGAUUAUGUGCAUUAUGAUUGUACUUUAUCUUAUGAAGCAGAAGCAUAAACGACGUUUAUGUAAUGAGAGUAGAUAUGAUCCCGAAUCUUACUAUGCAUCUGAUGAUCUUUUGAGGGCAACUGCUGCUGGAGAUAGCACGCUUAGAGAGUAUCUAGAGCAUUCUAUGACUUCUGGAAGUGGGUCAGGACUUCCUCUCUUGAUUCAAAGAACUUUGGCAAAACAAAUUUCAUUGGCAGAAUGUAUUGGUAAAGGACGUUAUGGAGAAGUUUGGAGAGGGGUUUGGUAUGGUGAAAAUAUAGCAGUUAAAAUUUUCUUUUCUAGAGAUGAAGCAAGUUGGACUCGGGAGACAGAGAUUUAUAGUACAAUUCUCCUUCGUCAUGAAAAUAUCCUUGGAUACAUUGGCUCAGAUAUGACUUCACUCAGUUCUUGUACCCAACUAUGGCUCAUAACACAUUAUCAUUCAUUGGGUAGUCUGUAUGACCAUUUGAACCGCACAUCAUUAAGUCAUCAGCAGCUGAUGAAGAUAUGUUUAUCGAUAGCAAAUGGUUUGGUACACCUACAUACUGAAAUAUUUGGAACACAGGGAAAACCUGCUAUUGCUCACAGAGAUAUUAAGAGUAAAAAUAUCCUUGUCAAAGCAAAUGGAACAUGUUGCAUCGCUGAUUUUGGUCUUGCUGUGAUGCACACUCAAACUAAUGAUAAACUAGAUAUUGGAGACAAUCCUAGAGUGGGUACCAAGCGAUAUAUGGCACCUGAAGUUCUGGAUGAAACGAUUCAUAUGGAUUACUUUGAUUCUUUCCGUCGUGCUGAUAUUUAUGCAUUUGGCCUUGUUAUUUGGGAGAUAUGUCGUAGAACAGUGAGCAAUGGCAUCACAGAGGAAUAUAAACCGCCUUUUUAUGAUGUGGUGUCCAGUGAUCCCAGUUUUGAAGAAAUGCGAAAAGUAGUUAGCACGGAUCAACAGCGGCCGUGUGUUCCAAAUAGAUGGGCUAGUGAUCCGAUCUUGAAUGGCAUGGUUAAAGUCAUGAGGGAGUGUUGGCAUCAAAAUCCAAAUGUGAGGCUUCCUGCUUUACGAAUCAAAAAAACAUUAUUAAAAUUAGGUAGUGGUGAAAACUUCAUCAAUUUGGAUGAUGAUUGAGAGAUUGAAGAAAAACCAACUAAUCAAAGUUUUAUAACUGAAUAAGCUAUAGAAAUCACCUCUAGGAGCAUUUGGAGGAAAUUGUUCUCAUUGAAAGUAUUGACGAUAUUCCUUUCAAUUUUAUAUUAUGACAAGAUUUUAUGUUAACAUAAUCAGAAUUUUGCAUGAUUAUUUGUUCUUAAUUCAAUCUGCAGUAUCGAUUCAUUUGAAAAUAUAGCUGUGAUGGUUAAACAACUAAAAUAAAAUUUCUUGUUGUACUUCCAAUGUAAUAUGUGAAAAUAUUCAUUUGAUAAGCUCAUGUUGUAACUUGACAUAUUUGGCCUUGUGGAAAAAAUUUUUGAUUCAAACAAUCUGAACUUUGGGUCAUUGUUCAUUUUCAAGUAAUUAAACAUUAUUCAUAAUGGAUAAAACAUUGAUUUAUGAUGAAAUAUUAUAUAUCACUUAAUUUUUGAUUGAGAAAUAUUAUUUUUGAAUUUGUAUUAUAAUAUUUAUUUUGAAGAUAAUUAAAUUUCAUCAAUCAAUAAGCUCAAAUUUUCAGUCAUAUCAAUAUUUCAUAUUUUCCAAACAUAUCUCCUUGAAAUUGAUUGAUUUUGUUAAAAAGAAACAAUCAAUUGGUUGGUCAAAAAUUCUAUUCUAAUUUAUGCUACAAAUUUCCAACAUACAUAUCUAUUGCAGAAGUUGGUUAUGGGUAUUACUUUUAUUUUGACUUCCAAAUUAAUCUUUUUUCAAUUUGUAUUCACAAAAUUCUAAAGGAAGAUCAACAAAUCAUUUCAGUGAUAAUGGCAUAUGAUUUAUUUCAUCAACAAUAACUAAAAUGAACCUAGAAUCAUAAAAUAUUUUCCUAAAAUAUAUCUGCUUGAAAAUGAACAUUCUUCUACAAGUUGCCAAAUCAUGAAUAUUUGAAUCUGUUUUGCCAUAAAUGCAAUAAAAGUACAAUUAGGUUUAAAUUAGCUGAUGAAUCAGCAAAAUUUUAGGAUAAUUAUAGGAUUUAAGUUUCUUUAUUUUAGUGCAGCAAAUAGAGAGUAUUGAGACAUUGAAUAAUGGAAGUAUGAAAUUGUUAAGUUCUAAAGAAUUAGUAAGCUAUAUAUAGUGUUGUAUUCAAUAGGAGUAAAUUUACUUUUAUAUCAAAUUGAAAUGAGUAUCUUGAUAGAUUCUUAUUGAAUUUUUUAUUGAAUUACAUUUUUUAUAAUCAAAUUAGAAAUCGUAAAACUUUCUGUCAACAAAUGAUGCAGUGCACUAUUUUUGAAAAACUGUUUUUGCUUAAAUGUUUAUUAUCUCUAGCUGAUGAAAUGACCAUGUUUAUUUCAAGUUUUAUUGUUUUUAUUGGCGUCAGUACAUUUUUCAGGUACUUUUUAUCUGUUUUUAAAAAAUACUAACCUUUUCUUUCGAAAUUAUUGAACUCCUUUACAGUUUAUGAUUUUAUUAAUUUUUUUUUCAGUAUAAGACUUCUCAAAAGAGAUAAUAUUGUUGAUCAUAUAAGUCACAUGAAAAUUUCAAGAAAUAUUUCAGUAUUAAGAUGUCUAGAAAUACUGGUCUGUCACUUUUGGGAAUGUUCAGUUGACUUUUCAUUAUAGGUUAUAAUAUACAUCUUAUAUUAGGCCGAGCGAACAUAUUUCUAAUAUGAGAUGUAAUAUACAGGGUGUUCCUAGAUUGGAAGUACAAAGAAAAAUGAGAGAUUCCUUGGAUGAUGAUUAUACCAGUUUAUAAUUGAUUAAUUCAUCAAAUCCUACAAACUGGAUCUUUAUAAAAAUUUGGAUUUUCUUGAGGAUUAUAAGAGAAUUGUUUGAAUUUUUUUUAUUGAAUUCAAUAGCAUAUAGUUCAAAACUACAAGGUAACAAAAAGUGUAGUACUGUACCCAAGUUUCUUUUUACUUUUUUCUAAACUACCAGUGGUCCACCAAAAAAAAGUUCUGGAGGUAAGAAGGCAGCAUUGUACCAGAGAAAAUUUCACCCUGUAUUCAAAAUUAGCAUAGCAUAUGAUGAAAUUUUUAAAUUGGAAUAUCUAUGAGAAAUUUAAGUUAAAUUCCUUGUUGAGAGAAGGCGCUAUGAGGAAAAAAUCUAGUUUUAACACUGCAUCUGGAAAAUGAAGCUUUUGCAGGCUCAUGUUUAUGGGACUUUUCUUCUUAAAAUGAUCCGAGGAAUCUGCCAUUUUCGUUUGUACCUCAAAUUUAGCACCAUUCUGUAUAUUAUAUUUGUAGUGGGAAGGGAGCUAUUGGAAAGCGCAGUGAGCGAUAUUAAAUCAUAUCUAGGGAUAGAAUAUUCAAAUAUCUCGUAAUGAAAAGUCAACUUUCAAGAUGAAACUGGAGGAGUCUUCUUGGGUAUAAAGCUUGCCGCUAUAUCAGUUGAUUUCCGCAUCUUUUCCUAUGUCGCUCAGAUCAAAUUUCACCGUCGUUUUUAUUAAGCGCCUCCUACAGUAAAAAAUGGAAGUUUUUUGCUGUAGUUUUCAUUGGAAGAUGGUCAUUUUAUUGAAUAGCGCCACAUAAGCGAAGGAAACCACAGGCAAUGAUGAGUUUGAGUUGCCAGAAAUAUCUUGAACGAAAUCUAAUCAGUGGACAUACCAGUAUUUUUAGACAUCUUAUCCAGUAUAAAUUUGGUUGACAGUUGUAGUAAUUUUCUCUCUAUCUGUGAGUUUCAUUAAUAGUUGUGGUGAUUGCCGUGAUGAAAUCAUUUUCGUCCAAUUUCGGUUCCACCACAGAUUUCAAACUGAAAUCAACAAUAGUAGGUUUACAAUCAAAGUUUUUGAAAACUCACAGUAAAUCUCAUGCAAAGUUAAUCAAUUUGUUGUAUAUAUACAUCAUAUCUUUAAGAAUAUGAUUCAAGUAACUGUUCAUAUCAAUUUAUUUAUAGAAAUAGACAUAUAUCUAUAUAUAUUCGAUAAUACUCAUUUGUUUCUUGCUUGAAUGUGAUUAUGUUUUUUGUAUAUAAUAUAAUUAUUAUGUAAUGAGCUCAUUGGGCAAUAUACAUAAAAGUUUUUUGAUAAA
Molecule: messenger RNA, 4769 nt
Organism: Harmonia axyridis
Lineage: Eukaryota; Metazoa; Arthropoda; Insecta; Coleoptera; Coccinellidae
Gene: sax
Product: activin receptor type-1
Exons: 7
Coding region: 89-1789 (566 amino acids)
Biological process (GO): protein phosphorylation; dorsal/ventral pattern formation; cellular response to growth factor stimulus
Cellular component (GO): BMP receptor complex; plasma membrane
Molecular function (GO): SMAD binding; ATP binding; metal ion binding
Source: RefSeq, a predicted model, not a curated record